UUAGUUUCUUUAAAAAGAGCUUCAGAUCUGCUGCCACAGGCCUCAUAAUCCAGUGUGUCGAUCGUGUCGAUUGUGUCCACGGUCUUUAGCCACUCUGCUGGUUGCUUUAUUGGAGUGUGGUGCAGAAUGGAGCUUCCCCAGCUGGAACAAAUGAAGCUCCGCAGCUGUGACAGCGCAGCCUCGGUGCCUCAAUUUUGUAACUGUCCCACACUGAUUGUGAUGGUGGGGUUGCCAGCCAGAGGGAAGACGUACAUUUCCAAGAAGCUCACUCGCUACCUGAACUGGAUCGGAGUUCCCACAAAAAUGUUUAACGUGGGCCAGUACCGCAGGGAGGCCGUCAAGAUCUAUAAGAACUUUGAGUUCUUUAAACCUGACAAUGAGGAGGCCAUGAGGAUCCGCAAGGCCUGUGCAUCAGCCGCCCUCAAAGACGUCGCUGCCUACUUCUCAAAGGAACAGGGACAAGUAGCCGUAUUUGACGCUACCAACACUACGAGGGAGAGGAGAGCAAUCAUCCUUAGUUAUGCAAAGGAGAGGGGCUACAAAGUGUUCUUUGUGGAAUCACUCUGUGAUGACCCAGACAUCAUUACAGAGAAUAUUAAGCAAGUAAAAUUUGGGAGUCCAGAUUAUGCGAAUUGUGACAUAGAUGAGGCCAUGAAAGACUUCAGGCAGCGCAUUGAGUGCUACAAGGCCAGCUACAUGUCCAUUGACGAUGAGAAGGACAGGAAUCUCUCCUACAUCAAGAUCUUUGACGUGGGCAAUAGAUACAUGGUAAACCUGGUCCAGGACCACAUUCAAAGCAGGAUAGUCUACUACCUCAUGAACAUCCAUGUCACACCGAGAUCCAUCUACCUGAGCCGCCACGGAGAGAGCGAACUCAACCUCUUAGGUCGCAUUGGUGGAGAUUCAGGCCUCUCCCCUCGAGGACUGCAGUAUGCUAACGCCUUGGCGACCUUCAUCAAAGGUCAGAAUAUCAAAGACCUGAAGGUGUGGACGAGCCACAUGAAGAGGACCAUCCAGACUGCAGAAGCUCUGGGAGUCCAGUAUGAGCAGUGGAAGGCCCUCAAUGAGAUAGAUGCUGGUGUAUGUGAGGAGUUAACCUACGAGGAGAUUCAGGAGAAUUUCCCAGAGGAGUUUGCACUGAGAGACCAGGACAAGUACCGUUAUCGUUACCCCAAGGGUGAGUCCUAUGAGGACUUGGUCCAUCGUCUGGAGCCGGUGAUCAUGGAGCUGGAGAGGCAGGAAAACGUCCUGGUCAUCUGCCACCAGGCUGUGUUUCGCUGCCUGCUGGCCUACUUUCUAGACAAACCUGCAGACGAGCUGCCUUAUCUACGAUGCCCCCUUCACACGGUGCUCAAACUCACACCAAUAGCUUAUGGCUGUAAAGUUGAGUCGUUUUUCCUCAAUAUUGAAGCAGUCAACACACACAGAGAGAGGCCAGUGAAUGUCAACGUCAACAGAAACCGUGAGGAGGCUCUGCAGACUGUUCCUGACCACAUAUAAAUGCUGAUCUGUGAGGAAAGCAUCACACUCAUGUGAAACUGGACGAGUUGCUGCUUCUGUUAGCUUCACUAAAUAUUAUAGAUGCACUCCAGUGAGGCCUGAUUGUGUGAAAACAGAAGGGGGGGGGGGGUCUGUGAGGCAGAAGACGAGAUGUUUAGCAGCCUGUAACAGAAGCACAUGGACCCCUCUCUGAACGCGCAGGUGCAGGACGUUCUGUUUGCAACAUGAAUGUGAAAUGUUUCUGUCUUAUCAGACUAGAGUUUUCUUUUUUCAACAUGUUAAAAAAGUGUCACAUUGUUUACAAGUGAUGUAGAGAAGGAAAGUAAUGCACUGUGUUAGGCUGAGAAGUAUGGAAGUAAAUAUGAGACGUAAGUAUUUUGAUUUUGACAGCCACUGAAUAUAUCAAGUCACAUUCACAUCUGAGGCCUUGGCUCUUGCCCCCAUGCAGGUUGGGAGUGAGUUCAAUCAAUCAAUCAAUCAAUUUUAUUUAUAAAGCCCAAUAUCACAAAUCACAGUUUGCCUCACAGGGCUUUACAGCAUACGACAUCCCUCUGUCCUUAGGACCCUCACGGCAGAUAAGGAAA
Messenger RNA from Epinephelus lanceolatus (giant grouper), 2084 nucleotides. Its product is annotated as 6-phosphofructo-2-kinase/fructose-2,6-bisphosphatase-like. Lineage: Eukaryota; Metazoa; Chordata; Actinopteri; Perciformes; Serranidae. Gene Ontology annotation, biological process: fructose 2,6-bisphosphate metabolic process; fructose metabolic process. Gene Ontology annotation, molecular function: fructose-2,6-bisphosphate 2-phosphatase activity; 6-phosphofructo-2-kinase activity; ATP binding. The record is from RefSeq and is a predicted model, not a curated record. Gene Ontology annotation, cellular component: cytosol; 6-phosphofructo-2-kinase/fructose-2,6-biphosphatase complex.